AUGAACUCAUCAUAUACGGCAAUUGAACCAGAUGAACCGUUAGACUCACCACCUUCAUAUUCAGCUAAUGAUCAUAAUACAACAACCAACACAACCACCAGCAAUCCUCUGACACAACCAUAUGUUAAUCAACCGCAAGCAGAUCAACCACAACAACCAGGAACUUCUUCUCUGUUUGAACCUCGAACUUUGUUACAAAGAUUGAAAGAAUCAUCACACCCAAUAGCAUUACUAUUUUAUAUAUUUUUCCGAGUAUCACCAAUUGUCACAUAUAUAUUUGGAACCAUAGUGAUUCAUCAAUUCACUUCCAAAAAUACAUUUAUAUUACAUUUUAUUGUUUUGAUUUUGCUAGUAGCUGGUGAUUUCUGGAAUUUAAAGAAUAUUUCAGGACGAUUAUUAGUUGGAUUACGAUGGUGGAAUGAAACCACUUUAAUAGAAAGUGAAAAUGGAAAUGGAAAUGGAAAUGCAAGUGGGCAAGUUGGUGAAUCAGCUAAAGAUUUUGAAAAUGUUUGGGUAUUUGAAACGGCUGAUCCCAACAGAUAUAUCAAUCCAAUUGAUUCUAAAGUGUUUGGCUUUUAUUAUAUGGACAACCAGUAG
This is a messenger RNA of Candida albicans SC5314, 597 nucleotides long. RefSeq lists its product as uncharacterized. Gene Ontology annotation, cellular component: Golgi membrane. The coding region runs from base 1 to 597 and encodes 198 amino acids. The transcript has a single exon. The record is from RefSeq and is a predicted model, not a curated record. Gene Ontology annotation, biological process: vesicle-mediated transport; protein secretion. Lineage: Eukaryota; Fungi; Ascomycota; Pichiomycetes; Serinales; Debaryomycetaceae.